Molecule: messenger RNA, 459 nt
Organism: Necator americanus (New World hookworm)
Lineage: Eukaryota; Metazoa; Nematoda; Chromadorea; Rhabditida; Ancylostomatidae
Exons: 5
Coding region: 1-459 (152 amino acids)
Biological process (GO): phosphatidylinositol phosphate biosynthetic process
Cellular component (GO): phosphatidylinositol 3-kinase complex
Molecular function (GO): 1-phosphatidylinositol-3-kinase regulator activity
Source: RefSeq, a predicted model, not a curated record
AUGGAACAACCAGCGUCCACAUCAACUUCGCCCACUCGAUCCUGGGCAAAACGGCUGGCCGAGCUGAAGGCAUGUCCAUGGUACUGGGGUGAUCUAUCGUGGAGAAAUGCUGAGAAGUUGCUCAUGUUAUGCGAAGAAGGAUCGUUUCUUGUAAGGGACAGUCAUAGCGAUAACCAUCUUUUCACGGUUAGCUAUAGACACGAAGAUCGAGUUUUGCAUUCACGGGUGGAAAUUAGUGGUCAGUUCGCCCAUCUGGGUGGUCCGCUCUCACUAGAACGAUCCGAAAGUAUUGUGGACCUCUUAAAACACGCAGUUCAAAUAUCUUUCACUCGAGAACGAGAUAUUCUCAUCCAUAGGCGAGGUGCUGAAGCAGAAGCUUCGGGAAUCCAAUUACGUGUCUCUGGAGUGAAUUUUCACGGAAAACGGCUUCAACUUCUCACAGAUCAUCAGUCGACAUGA